This is a messenger RNA of Helobdella robusta, 855 nucleotides long. RefSeq lists its product as hypothetical. The transcript has 7 exons. Bases 1 to 855 code for a protein of 284 amino acids. Lineage: Eukaryota; Metazoa; Annelida; Clitellata; Rhynchobdellida; Glossiphoniidae. Gene Ontology annotation, molecular function: sulfurtransferase activity. Gene Ontology annotation, cellular component: mitochondrion. Gene Ontology annotation, biological process: tRNA wobble position uridine thiolation. The record is from RefSeq and is a predicted model, not a curated record.
AUGAAGAAAGUGGUUUGUGCUAUUUCAGGAGGAGUGGAUAGUGCUGUUGCUGCUUAUCUGUUGAAAAAACAAGGUUUUCAAACCAUUGGAUUAUUCAUGAAAAAUUGGGAUUUGUUGGAUGAACAUAGUGGUUGCAGCAACCAAAAAGAUGCCCACGAUGCAGCUUUAAUUUGUCGAAAAUUAAAUAUACCAUAUGUGGAAAUGAGUUUUGCUAAAGAAUAUUGGAAUGAUGUUUUUAGUGAAUUAAUUCGCGGAUACAUCAACGGAAAAUCACCAAAUCCAGAUGUUUUAUGUAACAAACAAAUAAAGUUUGGAUAUUUUUUAAAGUACGCCGUUAAUAAUCUCGGAGCUGACGCUAUUGCUACAGGUCAUUACGCUAAAAACAGUUGGGGCCAAUUUUUGCAAAAUCAUAAUUUUGAAGCCAAACUUUUGAAAGCCAAUGAUGCAUGUAAAGAUCAAACACUUUUUCUUUCACAAAUUUCGCAAAGUUCCUUACAAAAAUCAAUGUUUCCUAUUGGUUGCUAUAAAAAAGCAUCAGUGAAACAGAUAGCUUCAGAUAUAGGAUUGGAUUUUAUUGCCAAAAAAAAAGAGAGUACUGGAAUAUGUUUUAUCGGGAAAAGAAAUUUUCAGAAAUUCAUGCUUGAAUAUUUGCCAGCUAAAAAAGGUUAUUUCAUAGAUUUUGAUGACAAUAAAAUCAUAGGCGAACAUCAUGGAGUUCAGUUUUGGACAAUCGGACAAAGAGCUUUGAUUCCUGGAAGAAAGAAACCAUAUUUUGUGGUUAAAAGAAACCCAUCUGAUCAAUCUAUUUUUGUUGUAAGAUAUUGCGUUUUAAUUUAUUUAUUUAUUUAUUCAUAA